This is a messenger RNA of Protobothrops mucrosquamatus (brown spotted pit viper), 784 nucleotides long. The record is from the annotation of a RefSeq genome assembly. NCBI's taxonomy places the organism in Eukaryota, Metazoa, Chordata, Lepidosauria, Squamata, Viperidae.
AUGACUCACCAACUACACCAAUAUCACAUAGUCGACCCAAGCCCAUGACCCUUGACCGGAGCAGCGGGCUCCUUACUUCUAGCUUCAGGACUAGCCCUGUGAUUCCACACGACUUCAACCCUGGUAUUAAAACUAGGGCUUCUCACUCUCACACUUACCCUCAUUCAAUGAUGACGAGACGUCAUCCGAGAGGGCACCUACCAAGGACACCAUACUUUAGGCGUACAAAAAAACAUACGGUACGGUAUAAUUCUAUUCAUCACAUCAGAGGUAUUCUUCUUCCUAGGCUUCUUUUGAACCCUCUACCAUGUCAGCCUCGUACCUACACCAGAACUUGGCGCAGAAUGACCCCCGGCCGGGAUCAUCCCACUAAACCCAAUAGAUGUUCCCCUACUCAACACCGCAGUUCUACUUUCAUCCGGCGCAACCAUUACAUGAUCACACCACACUAUGAUAAAAGGAAAUAAAAAAGAAGCUACAUACGCACUAAUAAUUACCAUUCUUCUUGGGGUCUAUUUCACAGCCCUCCAAGUAUCAGAAUAUAUAGAAACACCAUUUACCAUCUCUGAUAGCGUAUACGGCUCACUAUUUUUUGUAGCCACAGGCUUCCACGGCCUCCACGUAAUAAUCGGAACCUCCUUCUUAAUAAUCUGCCUAAUACGCCUCAUACAAUUUCACUUUACAACUACCCACCACUUUGGAUAUGAAGCCGCAAUCUGAUACUGACACUUCGUAGACAUUGUCUGACUAUUCCUAUACGUCUCAGUAUACUGAUGAGGCUCAU